This is a messenger RNA of Rattus rattus (black rat), 1368 nucleotides long. RefSeq names its product PHD finger protein 11-like. Gene Ontology annotation, molecular function: histone deacetylase binding; histone binding. NCBI's taxonomy places the organism in Eukaryota, Metazoa, Chordata, Mammalia, Rodentia, Muridae. Gene Ontology annotation, cellular component: nucleus. The record is from RefSeq and is a predicted model, not a curated record.
ACAUUGGCAGAGAAACCAGUCCUGAGCACUUUUAACCUGACUAUGCAGAGUUGAAAAUCUGCCAGCAUGCACUGCUCCCAAAGUGCACUUCCUCCCAUCUGGGUCUUCCCGAUCACCACACAAACUUAGAGAAACGAAACUAAAAGCUAGAAGCAGAACCUGUAAACCCUAAAGGAGAAACUCAGUUGCACUUCCAGGAGUGCAAGUGCCCAGUCAUGGCCGAAGAGACAGCACCACCAUGUGGCCCAGUCUCAACUGGUGACAGUCUGUCUCCAGAGAAGAUGGAGAAGAGGACAUGUGCCCUCUGCCCUGAAGGUCAUGAGUGGAGUGUGAUUUACUUUGCACCAUCAGCAAAUAUAGCUGCUCAUGAAAACUGUUUGCUGUAUUCAUCAGGACUGGUGGAGUGUGAUCCUCAUGAUCCACGGAAUCCAGCCAGAAGCUUUGCUGUCAAAUCAGUGAAGAAAGAGAUCUGGAGAGGGAGAAGGUUGAAAUGCUCACUGUGUAACAAAGGAGGUGCCACCGUGGGAUGUGAUUUGUCAUCCUGUAGGAAGAGUUACCACUAUGUCUGUGCCAAAAAAGACCACGCAAUUCCUCAAGUUGAUGAGCAUCAUGGAACUUACAAAAUAUUUUGCCCAGAACAUCCUCCACAGCAAGAAGAGACCACUGAACGUGCUGAUAGCCCAAGCGUGAAGAAGACAGGAAAGAAGAAAAGUCUCUCAUCGGGCCCUCCCACAGAGCCAAAAAAGAUGAAAUUCAGUAGCUAUAAAAGACUCAUGAAGGAAGAGCCUCAUGGCCACAAAGAUGCAGCUGUCAAAGCUCCUUUUCUUAAGAAAUGCCUGGAAGCAGGACUUCUUACUGAAUUAUUUGAACAGAUACUAGAAAAAAUGGAUUCAAUUCAUGGAAGAUUCAUGGAUGAGACUGCUUCAGAGUCAGACUAUGAAGGGAUCCAGACCUUACUGUUUGACUGUGGACUAUUUGGAGACAUACUAAGAAAAUUCCAAGAAGUAAUCAAGAGUAAAACAUGUGAAUAUGAAGAAAGGCUGAACCACAUGAAGCAGAAGCUUGAGGCACUCGCAGACUUACAAGAAAACCUGUGCUCAUUUCAAGAAUAUGGGGACCUGGACCACUCAAGCUCUACCUCAGGGUCCUUGCUACCUCCUGAGGACCACCAGUGCAGAUGCCAGGAGUCUCCUGAACUCCAAGCAGGCUCAGGAGACAGCCUGUGACAGAUCCAGUCCCCUCCAGCUCUGACCUGCUACUGCUCAGCCAGGCUCCAUACCUGACAGGUGUUUCUUGUCUCAUCUCUUGUCAUCUCACUUGUCCUGCUUUCUCCUGACAGUAACAGCUGCUCCUCGGGUCAACUGGAUC